Molecule: messenger RNA, 1237 nt
Organism: Nelumbo nucifera (sacred lotus)
Lineage: Eukaryota; Viridiplantae; Streptophyta; Magnoliopsida; Proteales; Nelumbonaceae
Source: RefSeq, a predicted model, not a curated record
AUUUCUCCUUCAACACUGCCCUAAUCUUCCUUCUUUUCUCAGGAUCUCGGCCUCCACCAUCUAUAUAGCUGACACAGUUUUCGGGUUUCUCCACCUUCUUAACCGGUUUCACGACCGACCGCUGCUUCCAUCUCCUCCAACACAGAAGUAGCAAAACAUGCCCGAAAUCCAGAGGAUAAUGACUCAAAACUUUUUAGUCCGUAAGGCUUUACCCAUUGUCCAUUUAGAUAAGGCUCUCCUCGACCAAAUCUGCAUUAACCUCCCUCUGUUUCUGUUACAGAAAGAAGAAACCAUGGUGAUACUGUCUAAAAUCAUGUCUGUACAAGUUUCCUCUGGUAAAGACCUGCAAGAACUCCUGUAAGGCUGUAAUAGAACUAUCAAAGCCAGACUUAAAGACUCUCCUUAUUAAGGCCUGUCAAGAUUUUGGGUUCUUCAAGACGAUUAACAAUGGUGUUCCAAUGGGCUUCGUCUCCAGAAUUAUAAAAUACUCAAACAGAGAAAGUGAAGGUAAACAGAGAUGAGGCCUCUAGACGAGAAGGAGACAACAGCGGUUUUUGAGAAGCUCUUCAAGUUCACAGGAAAUAAUCUCAAGAACAUAGUGGAGAGUUCAUCACAUGAAGGUGUAGAUGAAAAUGCAGGCUGUUACUGCUUUCGCCUCCAAAAGAACAAAGUGUAUUAUGUAAGCGAAGCCUUAGUCAAGCGAGCCACCAACAUCGAACGAGACAAGCUUGUCUCCCUCGGCACCUGCAUUGGCAAGUUCACCAAAGGUGGUAGCUUUCACCUAACAAUCCAAUGCCUCAAUCUCUUAGCUGUUAAUGCAAAGCACAAGGUUUGGUUAAAACCCACUUCCGAAAUGUCUUUCUUGUACGGUAAUCAUGUUUUGAAGGGUGGAUUGGGGAGGAUCACAGAGAAUACAACAGCAGGUGAUGGGGUUGUUGUGUUCUCCAUGUCGGAUGUGCCGUUAGGGUUUGGGAUUGCAGCCAAGUCAACACAGGAUUGCAGGAAGUUGGACCCAAAUGGGAUUGUUGUGUUACAUCAGGCAGAUAUAGGAGAAUACUUGAGGAUGGAGGAUGAUCUCUGAAGUUGGACCCCUUGUCAGUUGGUUUCUGUGGGGGGAUUUUUUGAUGUCUUUGUAACAUUUUUUGAUAGAUAAUUGAUUAUUGAUGUCUUUGUAACUCGGUAGAUGUUAAUCAAAAUUUUUUAUGGGUUUCUGCAAGUGAAGUCUUUUUCAACCUUU